Lentinula edodes (shiitake mushroom) is the source of this 876-nucleotide messenger RNA. RefSeq lists its product as uncharacterized. The record is from RefSeq and is a predicted model, not a curated record. NCBI's taxonomy places the organism in Eukaryota, Fungi, Basidiomycota, Agaricomycetes, Agaricales, Omphalotaceae. Gene Ontology annotation, molecular function: RNA binding; zinc ion binding. The coding region runs from base 1 to 876 and encodes 291 amino acids. The transcript is spliced from 5 exons.
AUGUCGACCGCGAAUCCUCUUGCCGGUCCUUCACCCCUCAGAGAUAUUAUUAAUCCGCAAUUCCAUCAAAACAUAUUCUCUGCUGAGAACUUCAUUAAAUCUGAACUUAAUAUCAAGCUCGAUAAAGAUGAACAGAUAUGCCGUCUACAUUUGACGCCAGCUGGAUGUCCACUAGGACCUCUUCAUUGUCCUUUACGCCAUACUUCUCCCUCAGCACAGAACUUCCAGCCACCCAAGCAGCUUCCAACACAUCCUCGUGAACGAGAACGGCUCGCAACUGUCUGCAAACAUUGGCUUCGGGGACUUUGUAAGAAGGGAGAUGCUUGCGAAUUUCUGCACGAGUAUAACCUUAGGCGUAUGCCAGAAUGCUGGUGGUAUGCAAAGUACGGAUACUGUUCAGCUGGAGAUGAAUGCUUAUAUGCUCAUCCGAAAGAGCGCAAGGUGGAAUGUCCAGACUAUAAUCGAGGUUUCUGCAAACUCGGUCCUACAUGUCCCCGGAAACAUGUUCGUCGCGUCGCAUGCCAGUUGUAUCUUAGCGGAUUCUGCCCAUUAGGGCCGGAAUGUCCCAAAGGCCAUCCCAAGCCUGGCCCUCCAAAGCCUGAAGCCUAUCAAGCACCUCCACUCUCUAUGCGUGACUUAGGACCUCCCCCGCCCGGCUAUGGUCGAUAUGCGGACUUUGAUCGUAGUUUUACAAAUGCUCCUGCUACACAACAUGCUGCCGCUGGAGCCAACAGCAAUGCGUCUCGAAGGAACUUAGACGAAGUAUUAUGCUUCAAGUGUGGAGAGAAAGGUCAUUACGCAAAUCAUUGUCGCAACCGAAACUUACCAGGUAAUCGAGGCGGGAUGGAAAGACGAAAGUUUGGGGUGGACGAAUAA